Messenger RNA from Chelmon rostratus (copperband butterflyfish), 3983 nucleotides. RefSeq names its product protein NLRC3-like. NCBI's taxonomy places the organism in Eukaryota, Metazoa, Chordata, Actinopteri, Chaetodontiformes, Chaetodontidae. The transcript is spliced from 5 exons. The record is from RefSeq and is a predicted model, not a curated record. Bases 1344 to 3920 code for a protein of 858 amino acids.
GUGAAUCGUAUCGCAUUGUAUCGACGGGAGCUUCAGUGUAUCGUAACUGUAUCGUAUCGGUGUCAGCGCAUCGAGAUGCAUACCGAAUCGGCCUCAGUGGUGGAGAUAUACAACCCUAGUGUACAUGUUCAUCAAGAAGGAGAUCAGGUCUGGUGUUAAUUAGUCCACAUUUUAAGAAAUUAAUUAUUUUAAAUAUAUUCAUAAAUUAUGAAGUUUUUUCACUCUAGACAUGGUGACGGCCCUCAAAUCAUUAGUGUCGUAUUAGAAAAAAUAAACAUGAGAAUCUAAAUUUAUUUAUCACCUCCACACAUUUUUGGAUUUGAAAGAUGAAUAUCAGCUUUCUGAUUGGCCACGUAAUUACUCCUAAUUAUCCAUUUUCAUGAUCAUCCAUGAAAUUCCUGAUGAUGUUCCUGUAGUUUUCUGUCUUUGUCAGUUAAAUAUUCAGCAGCUUCAUCUUUCAUGAGUCUCUGACUGAACUUCUUCAGGCUGACAAUCAAAUGUGGGCCAGCUUCUCUUUCCUGUCCUGAGUGCAUGAGCUGAGUCUGUGAGAUGAGUUUUCAGUCCAGCCUGGUAACAAGGCUCAGUGUCAGCAGCAUUACACAUAGACAGACAUCAGUAUAACAUGACACAACAAAUCAUAAUUCACUGUGUUCAUCAGCUGGGAGAGAAAACUGCUUGUUCAGGAACAUGUUGCAUUCAGGGCACAGCUAUAUUCUGGUAUAUUUUAGUGUCCCAGUAGUUCCAGUUUGAGCCUUUAAUGUCGAACCAUCAAUAAAUUUCACCGAGCAAAGAGUUGAGUUUUCAGAAACAUGAGUUGUUGCAGUGGCGCCAACUUUAAAUCACUUUAGUUGGAAUGGAAACUGAUGAUUAUUACAGCAAAACCCAUUUUAAUUCAGUCUGUUCAUGAACACAUCAGGUUAAACAGCUGAUCUGUGAGCAGCACACACACACACACACACACACACACACACACACACAGGUAGGCUGGGAGGUGACUUCCUGUAAAUGACGAGGGGAGGAGCAACACUGAUCCAGGUGAUCGAGGCUCAUGAGAACAGGGAGGGAAUCCUGAAAGAGAAACUAAAGUCAAAGAGUUCAGACUCCAUGUUGAGUGAACAGAGGAGGACGAGAAGUGAAGCUGAAGCAGGUGAGUGUUAAUCCAACGUUUCAUGACUUUACUGUUAAAGUGUGAGUCAGUUUCCUUCCUGUGGACUGUAGAGGACACAAAUGUUAAACUGUGUAUGUGUUGCUUCCUGUUCUCUUAGUCUUGUGUCUUAAUUCUUGUGUUCUGAGCUCACCGUCAGCGUCACUGUUUUACUCUCAGACUGACCUCAGAUCAGAAGAUGAUGGAGGAAGAGGAGGACAGAGUUAAGUCUUCAGCAUCCAGCUGUCUGUCUAUGAAGAGUGACCGGUCCAAAGGUCGUCCUCCAGACUUCAGCCAUGAACCUGGACCCUCAGACACAAAAGUUCAGUACAGCAGACAGAGAGCAGAGUCUCCAGCAUCCAGCUGUCUGUCAAUGAAGAGUGACCGAUCCAAAGAUUAUCCUCCAUACUUCAGCCAUGAACCUGGACCCUCAGACACAAAAGAGAGGAAGAGGAGUCAUGUUUCUGUGGAGGAGCAGCCGUCCUGCUGUGUUUUGUGUCAGGACGUCCUGAAGGAUCCAGUCUCUACCAGCUGUGGACACUGGUUCUGCAGACAGUGCAUCACCUCAUACUGGGACCAGUCUGCUUCAUCAGGAGACUCCUCCUGUCCCCGGUGUGGAGACAGAUCCAGAACGAGAGCUGGACUGCAGACAGCCAGUCAGACCUGUACUGUGCAAAUGACUGGUGAUCUUCAGGAAGUUUUAGAUGAAUAUAAGAUCAGUCUGAGGAGGAGAUGUGAAUGUGUAACUGAAGGAAGUGAUGAACCAGGAAGUGGAACCCUCCUCAACAGGAUCUACACUGAGCUCUACAUCACAGAGGGACAGAGUGAAGAGGUUAAUACCCAACAUGAGGUGAGGCAGCUUGAGACAACUUCCAAGAUGGAGACCCUCCAUGAGACUCCAAUCAAGUGCCAGGACAUCUUUAAAGCCUUACCUGACCAGCGGAGACACAUCAGAGUCGUUCUGACGAACGGCGUCGCUGGCGUUGGAAAAACCUUCUCAGUGCAGAAGUUCAGUCUGGACUGGGCAGAGGGCUUGGAAAACCAAGACGUCAGCCUGGUGGUUCUGCUUUCGUUCAGGGAGCUGAACUUGAUCAAAGAUGAGCAGUACAGUCUUCUGACGCUGCUCCAUGUUUUCCAUCCAACAUUAAAGAAGGUGACAGCAGAGAAGCUCGCUGUCUGUAAGCUUUUGUUCAUCUUUGACGGCCUGGAUGAAAGCAGACUUUCACUGGAUUUCCACAACAAUGAGGUUUUGUCUGAUGUCUCGCAGAAGUCAUCAGUCAACGUGCUGUUGACAAACCUCAUCAAGGGGAAUCUGCUUCCCUCGGCUCUCGUCUGGAUAACUUCCAGACCCGCGGCGGCCAAUCAGAUCCCUCCUACAUGUGUUGACAGGGUAACAGAAGUACGAGGCUUCACUGAUGCCCAGAAGGAGGAGUACUUCAAGAGGAGAUUCAGUGAUGAAGAUCUGUCCAGCAGAAUCAUCUCACACAUCAAGACGUCCAGGAGCCUCCACAUCAUGUGUCAAAUCCCAGUCUUCUGCUGGAUCACUGCUACAGUUCUGGUUCACAUGUUGACUUUAGACCAGAGAGAAGAGCUGCCCAAGACCCUGACUGACAUGUACUCCCACUUCCUGCUGGUUCAGACAAAGAGGAAGAAGCAGAAGUAUGAUGAGGGACAUGAGACGAAUCCACAGGAGCUGAUGGAGGCUGACAGGGAAGUUCUUCUGAAGCUGGGGAGGCUGGCGUUCGAACAUCUGGAGAAAGGAAACAUCAUGUUCUACCAAGAAGACCUGGAGCAGUGUGGUCUUGAUGUCACUGAGGCCUCUGUGUACUCUGGAGUUUGUACAGAGAUCUUCAAAAGAGAGUGUGUGAUCUUCCAGAAAACAGUUUACUGCUUUGUUCAUCUGAGCAUUCAGGAGUUUCUGGCUGCAGUCUACAUGUUCCACUGUUACACCAGCAGGAACACAGCGGUACUGGAGGGUUUCCUUAAAGACUGGAAACCCAUCGACUCAAAGCCAAGUUGUUUUUUGAAGAACAUUAAAUAUUUUCGAAACAUUGUUAGCCACCACCCAUCCCUGGAUGUCUUUCUGAGGAGCAACAUGGAGAAAUCUCUUGAAAGUAAAAAUGGCCACCUGGACCUGUUUGUUCGCUUCCUUCAUGGCCUCUCUCUGAAGUCCAACCAGAGACUCUUAGGAGGCCUGCUGGGUCAAAGAAAAAACAAGUCAGAAAUCAUCCAGAGAGCCAUCAACAACCUGAAGGAGAUGAACAGUGAUGAUAUCUCUCCUGACAGAAGCAUCAACAUCUUCCACUGUCUGAUGGAGAUGAACGACCGCUCAGUACAUCAGGAGAUCCAAGAGUUCCUGAAGUCAGAGAACAGAUCAGAGAAGAGACUCUCUGUGUUCCAGUGCUCAGCUCUGGCCUACAUGCUGCAGCUGUCAGAGGAGGUUCUGGAUGAGUUGGACCUGAAGAAGUACAACACAUCAGAGGAGGGACGAUGGAGACUGAUUCCAGCUGUGAGGAAAUGUAGAAAGGCUGAACUUUCACGCUGUGGACUCUCAGAGACUCACUGUGAAGUCGUGGCCUCAGCUCUGAAGUCCAACCCCUCCCAUCUGAGAGAGCUGGACCUGAGCUACACCAAGCUGCAGGAUUCAGGAGUGAAGUUGCUGUCUGCUGGACUGGAGAGUCCAAACUGUAGACUGGAGACUCUGAGGUCAGUUCUUGUUUUUUUGUUCUUGUCCAGUGUUUAUCGGCCAAAUGUAAAUCCAUUCCAGGAGUUUUAAGUUUUCUUCAGUUCUCUUGUUUUCUUGGUUUGUCUGAGCACAAAUCACAACAGCUCUUUUUCA